GUUUGGAAAUUCCCACUCCGCGUCUUUAAGACUCCUCGCUCAGAGCCGCGCCGCGUCCCUCUCGUGUCGAGCCCUGAUCCCUGCUGUCGCGCGCCUACCUACCCCAUCACUCGUCGACUCCUGCCGAAUCAGUCGAAUUAUCAUCGUCGCUCCGUGUCGCGUCUGCCCGCGUGUCGCGUCUCUGCGCAGCGUCUCUGUGUCGCGUCUCGUGUCGUGUCUCUGUGCGUGUCGCGUGUCGCGUCUCCGUGUCGCGUCUCUGUGUGCCUCGUGUCGCGUCUCCGUGUAGCGUCUCUGCGCAGCGUCUCUGUGUCGCGUCUCUGUGCGUGUCGCGUCUCCGCGUCGCGAUGUCCGGCACGGGGGAUGAGAGCCGCGGUUUCGCCGCCGUGCUCUACAGCGAGCCCGGCGUGCUCGGCCUCCUCGCCAACGCCGUGAGCGCGCUGCUCGUGGCCAUGCACAACUUCUCGUCGCACCGCGCUGCAGAGCAGCUCUCACCCACCAACAACAUCCUGUCCGGCGUGCACCUGAUCCUCAUUGGCGGCAUGACGCAGCUGGUGUCCGGCCUCCUGACCUUCCGCAAGUUUGACCAUCUGGGCGGCACGGCUUUCCUGGCCUUCGCCGCACUCUGGAGCGGCUUCGGAGCAUCCCGAAUCAUCUCCGGCGCCAUGACCACCGCCGCUGCCACCAACCCCUCCAAUAUCACUAGUCUCGUGUACGAUCACGGCAUGAUAGUCAUCAGCAACACGACGGAACCGACCAUAGAAGUGUCACACACUGCCGUGGCGAGCCUCGUGGCGUACAUCUGUGUGUCGGCCAUCCUCGCCUUCUGCUCCGCCACCGCCAACUACAUCAUGCCGCCCGUGUUCGGCACCAUCACGAUCGUGCUGGUGUUCGAGGCCGUGCUGGCCGCGUACCCGCUUGGUUGGGCGGCCCCAGUGGCGGGCUUCUUUGAGAUGAUCAUCCUCGCGGCGGGCCUCUACGGUUCCGUGGCGUUGCUGCUCAAGGGCAUCACGCAGCGCUACGUGCUGCCGGGCUUCGGCAACGCGCUCUUUAACGUCCUGCUGCUGGGUACCGGCAGGGCGGCGAGCGGCAGCGGCGGUGGAGGCGGUGGAGGCGGUGGCGGCGCGGGUGGCAACGAGCGCAAGAAGAACACCAAGUACGCCGAGCCCAUGGCGCUCUGCUGUCUCUGCGACGCCGUCGCCGCCGUGAUCCUCGCCUUCUACUGCUUCGGUUUCCCGCACACGUUUACCGUGGGCGCGCUCUGGCUCAGCGUCAACUCCGGGCCGCAGCUGCUCGCCGCCUACUACGCGUUCCUGCGCGAGGACGCGUACCACGGGGCCAAGUCGGUGCUGCGCUGCGUCUUCUGGCUGGUGCACGCGUGGCAAGAAUUCGUGGUGUCCACCGUGGUGGGCACGGGCAAGCUCGACUCGGCGCAGCUGGCGAUGGUGGGCGACUGGUUCCUGCUGGUGGCGGCGGUCGUGCUGCUGCUCGUGUCGCUGGACAGGGACGUCCUGGAGACCGCCGAGAAUUCGACCUUCGCGCUGCUCGCCGUGGCGGCCAUCCCGCAGAUCCCGGCGAGGGCGCGCUACGCGUUCCUGGGCGCCGCGUGCUGCGCGCACGCCGCCGUGAGCCUGUACGCGACGUUCGCCCGGCUCAUCAACUCCAUCGCCGAGAAGCCGCUCGUCCCCAUCGGAGCCGUGCCCCUCACCACGCAGCGCCUGCGGGCCUUCCUGGGCGCGCUCCGCAGGUCCUGCUGCAGCAGCAGCAGCAGCGGAAGCAACAACGAGGCGGGCAACAACCAGCCCGGCCCCUCCAUGGCGCAGCUGUCAGACGCCGCGUUCUACCUGUGCAACGGCGUGGCCGCGAUGUCCGCGCUGCACUCGACGGAGCCGCUCCGCGCUCGCCUCUCCCUGCCCUGGGUGCUGCUGCCCGGGGCUCUGCUGCAGCUGUUCGUGGCCCGGGUUGGACUCCUGCGCCCGGCGUCCAGCGGAUCCGUGAUGCCCUUCUGCUACGCGGCCUUCUGGGCUGUGUGGACUUGGCUGCGGCUGGCGGGAUCCCCACUCCAGGUCCCUGAUAAUGAUAUUGACGGCUUCAUGGCAGGAGCGAUCUCCGCGCUCGUCAUCAACACCUUCUUGAUACUUGUGGCCGCGUAUGGGAACCUCGUCCUCCUCUUCCACACGCUCGUCAUGCAGAUCCUUGUCAUCUGCCUCCUCCUCUUCACACUCAAGAGCCUCCCCCAACCACUAGAGGACGUGAUGCUGGCGCUGCUGGCGCUCAGCUGUGCGUACGGGGCACUCGCAUCGGUGUCGAACUGCGUCUUCGAGAGGCAGCUGCUGCCCCUGGGACGCGCCCUGCUGCGGACCCGUGCCACCCGCGACCCCGCGGCCCCCCCGUGCGUGACCCCCGUGUCGCGGCGCACGAGCGGCCUGCGCGAGAUCGCGGAUCUGCUGGGGCGAGGGUCGGUGUGCGGGGUCCCCACGGACACCGUGUACGCGCUCGCCGCCUCGUGCCGACACCCGGGGGCCAUCGAGCGCAUCUACGCCAUCAAGGACCGGCCCCAGGAGAAGCCGGUGUGCAUCUGCAUCUCGAGCCUGGAGCAGCUCGCGUCCGUGCGCCCCCCCUUCAGCCCCCUGCUCUGGGAGUUCAUGAGCGGCGUCUACCCGGGGGGCAUCAGCUGCAUCGUGCCCAAGGGGGACUGGCUGCUGCGCCUCGGUGUGGGGGAAGCGUACGACCUGGUGGGCACAGCGGACAGCAUCAUGAUCCGCGUGCCGGACAGCACCGUGGCGUCGCACCUCGUGUCCAUGACCGGGCCCAUCGCCAUCACCUCGGCCAACCCGAGCGGGGAGCCCGACAGCACCCACCACGACAUGGUCAUCCGGCGCCUGGGCGACAAGCUGGACGGGGUUCUGUGCGACGGAGACUCCAACGAGACGGUGGCGUCCACCGUGGUCAACUGCCUCGACAUCGACGGCAUCGGAAUCCGCAUCCUGCGAGAAGGCUGCGUGCCGGGGGCCGUCGUUUACCAGAUCUUCGAGCGAGUGGCGGCGGCGGCGGCGGCGCAGGGCUUGGAAAGUUCGGACUGAAGACUGCGCGCGGGCGCGGAACGUCGACGAUCGAAGCGUGGGAUUCCCCGGCGCUCCACAGCCAGCUGGGGGUUGCCACCCUCUCUCAUGGUGUGCUAUGUGUUGAAGAUGAAUAUCUCGCGGCGAUGCCGGUGGAGGAGGAGGGGAGGGUGGGAGAACCACAUGGCAAUGCGUUGUAUAAAGUUGCGCGGAUAAAAGAGGUGGGGGGGGGGACGAGGAGCCAUUAACCCUGACCCCCCCCCCCACCCCUGUCACCCACCCUGUCCCCCCCAAAAAAUGUCAGAACAUUUUUGUGUUCAUUCAAUAUGUACAUUUGUAAAUAAUUGUUGAUGAUUCCUUGAUGUAUAUUUCCUUUUUGAUCCGUUUGUUUGGAUUUUAAUGAACAUUUACUUUACGUGGAAUACAUUUCGUUUUCCGAAAUGAG
Petromyzon marinus (sea lamprey) is the source of this 3504-nucleotide messenger RNA. RefSeq lists its product as uncharacterized. Gene Ontology annotation, molecular function: tRNA binding; nucleotidyltransferase activity; double-stranded RNA binding. The record is from RefSeq and is a predicted model, not a curated record. Lineage: Eukaryota; Metazoa; Chordata; Hyperoartia; Petromyzontiformes; Petromyzontidae. Gene Ontology annotation, biological process: regulation of translational fidelity. Gene Ontology annotation, cellular component: cytoplasm.